Molecule: messenger RNA, 1820 nt
Organism: Salvia splendens (bonfire salvia)
Lineage: Eukaryota; Viridiplantae; Streptophyta; Magnoliopsida; Lamiales; Lamiaceae
Product: dolichyl-diphosphooligosaccharide--protein glycosyltransferase 48 kDa subunit
Exons: 13
Coding region: 219-1532 (437 amino acids)
Cellular component (GO): endoplasmic reticulum membrane; oligosaccharyltransferase complex
Source: RefSeq, a predicted model, not a curated record
AUUAGUCUCUCCCAAACAAAGUUCAGUACAAAUACGGAAUCUAAAUUCUUACUCUAGAAAAAAAAGAAAAAACCCCGAUUCCAUUUAUUUAGAAACUAGUAAAAUCGAGUAGAAAAUAAAAAAAGAUCUGGGAUCGGACUGCAAACACACUCUCACACAACAAGUGUGAUUUGCGGAAACUCCAUAGCUAAAACCCUUCAUUUUCGAGAUCGAGCGCCAUGAUCAAGAUAUCUCUCUGUUUAUUCUUGGUCUCUGUUCCGUUUUUCGCGAUCAUAUGCUCCGCAUUCUCUGAAGACAGACCCACGGAUCGCCGUGUUCUGGUCCUGCUCGACGACUUCGCGAUUAAGUCGUCGCAUUCCAUCUUCUUCAAGUCGUUGGAGACCAGAGGAUUUGAUCUCGAUUUCAAGCUAGCGGAUGAUCCAAAGCUCGCUCUGCAGAGAUAUGGACAGUAUUUGUAUGACGCCAUUGUUCUCUUCGCCCCGACAAUUGAUCGGUUUGGCGGGUCCGUCGAUGCUGCGUCAUUGCUAGAAUUUGUUGAUUCCGGUCAUGAUUUAAUUCUGGCUGCCGAUACAUCGGCUUCAGACUUGAUUAGAGAGAUAGCUGUGGAAUGCGGGGUUGAUUUCGAUGAGGACCCAACAGCUAUGGUAAUUGACCACACAAAUCAUGCAGUUUCAGAGACAGAAGGGCAUCAUACAUUGAUUGCCAAUGAUGACUUUGUUAAUUCCGAGGUUAUCUUGGGGAGCAGGAAAAUAGAGGCUCCUGUUCUGUUUAAGGGAAUUGGUCACUCUAUAAAUCCUUCAAGCAGCUUGGUGACAAAAGUUCUCUCUGCUUCACCAGCAGCAUACUCGGCAAAUCCAAAAUCCAAGUUAUCAAGUCCUCCCACUUUGAUUGGUUCAGCAAUCUCUUUGGUUUCUGUAGUCCAGGCAAGAAACAAUGCUCGGAUUCUGAUAUCGGGUUCACUUACUGUGUUCAGUGACAGGUUCUUCCGCUCUGGAGUACAGAAAGCUGGAAGCACUACCAAACAUGAGAAAUGUGGGAAUGAGCAAUUUUUUGUUGAACUUAGCAAAUGGGUGUUCCAUGAAAGAGGUCAUCUGAAGGCUGUGAAUGUAAGACAUAAUAAAGUUGGUGAGACUGAUGAACCUUCAAUGUACAGAAUAAAAGAUGACCUGGAAUACUCCGUGGAAGUAUAUGAGUGGUCUGGCAGUAGUUGGGAACCAUAUGUGGCUGGUGAUAUGCAGGUUCAGUUUUACAUGAUGAGCCCAUAUGUUCUGAAAACCCUGUCAAGCAAUGAGAAGGGCCUUUAUUAUACAUCUUUUAAGAUUCCCGAUGUUUAUGGUGUUUUCCAGUUCAAAGUUGAGUACCAGAGACUUGGGUAUACUGCCUUAAGUCUAUCAAAGCAGAUUCCAGUUCGACCUUUCAGACAUAAUGAGUACGAAAGAUUCAUACCUGCUGCUCUUCCAUAUUAUGGAGCAUCUUUUUCGAUGAUGUCGGGGUUCUUCGUCUUCACCUUGGUCUAUCUGUACACAAAGUAGCGCGAUUUGGUUGAUGGCGAGAGAUGAGAUUAUGCAUUCGAGGCUCGAUUUUGCAACUGAAAUGAGGGAGUACUAUCAGAUAGUUGCGGUAUUGGUAGUAGAUAGUAUGUGUGAGUCGUGCUUGAAACAUUUGGAGCAAACGAAGCUUAUAACCGCUGAGACUUGUCAACAUUUUCUUAGUAAUUAGAAGAUAGUCUUCACACUCCUUCACUUGCAGACUUGUUUUUGUAAUCUUUGAGAUUUUGGUUCUUCAUUUCUUUAAAUGUUCCCUCCGUGUUCCUAUUGCCA